GACGCUCAGUAUCAAAUGUAAAAUAAGUCAGAACCCCGGCUUACCCUAAAGACUAGUAGUUGAAAAGUUUAUGCCAAAACCGGUGACUGAUAUAAAAUAAAAAUUCCUAUAACAUUUAUGGUAUAAAAGUUUUUGGGUCGUGUUUUUCCAUUCAGUGUCGGACGGUAGCUAAGGCGACUGCGAUGCUGUAUCGUGUAGUUCAAAAGAUUUUUCUGACUAUGUUCGACACCAGAACGGCGAUGUUGCUGAGAUUCCUGUGUUUAUUGGUGGUGAUGUGGUCGGUGGACUGCCUGCAGCUCGACAGCAUGGCUUCGACCAGGAGGCCCAGGGUCACGAAGUACAGCAAAACUACGCUGGCGCCUGGUGGUUCCACAGAGCCAGCAACAGAGAGGAGCCUCAUGACAGCCACAUACCGACUCCAGGACCAAGGGGGGGACACGUGUAUCCUGCUCACUGUGGACGCCCUGGUCGACAUAUCUUAUAUGACGAAACUCAACGAACGCGCUGACGCUAACACAUUCGUGCCGAACAACGCGAACGUGGCCGGCGCGUGCAAGGAGGCUGAUGCGGAGACCCUGGUGCUCUCCUUCAAGGAGUUCGCGCUGGAGUGGGCUUUCGCGAAGACACCAGGCGGCGAGCGCUGGUACGUGGAAAGCAUCAGGCUGACAUACAACUCCAGCGCCAGGAUCUUAGAGCACGCAGCGAAGCAGGGCAGGAAGGUGACCCUCAGCACCGAUGUGAGAUCCUUGCUGUUCCCCACUCCGGUCGGCAAGUCCUUCUACUGUCCUGAGGAGACGGUCAUAGACCUGAUGGAAGGAGAUGCAAGCGCAACCACAGCUCACCGGGCAAAGCUGUACCUCCGCCAGAUGAGACUCCAGGCAUUUAUGUACAAACACGACGGGGAGUUUGGCCCGCCCUGGCACUGUUCGGACUCUGCCCGGGCAAGGUCAGAAACCGCUCCAGUGGCAGUUGGAGCUGCUCUAGCGAUCGCAACUGCCGGCACCCUCGUUGGAUACGCGAUCUGGCGCUAUCUCAAGGUAAAGAAGGUUCAAUAUGAUACAAUGGAGUGAGCCGGUUAAAACGCGUUCUGAACUUUGCAUUUUUAUAUUUUGUUGUUUUUUUUAUUUAUCGUAAUCCUGUGUUACUUUUUGAAUAUUUUUUUAAGCUACAAGGUCAAGUUUAUUGUCGUAUUUUAUUGAAAUAAAAGUUAUUGUGGUUGUUUUAGUUUUUAUUUGUAGUUCAGAACGCAAUUAUUGUUAAAAAUCUAGUGAGAUCUCAAAAUAUCAAAGUUUAUUGCCAAUGUCGAUAGGAUCAUAGUGAGGUAGACCAACUUGUUGUUACAAACCAAUGCAUAAUUAAUACAAGUAAGAUUCGCGUUAAAAUAUUGGUUACAUAAAUGAUACAAUGUUAUAUUUAUUUUAUAACUAUGAGAAAAGAGUCAUUAUUACAAUGUUUAGACAAAAGAUAAGAGAAUUAUGAAAUGGAAUAGAAUACUGCAGUUAUUAUUUAUUUCGGGUAAAGUUAGUACGCUCUGCGCGCUUCGGUAGUCAAAGCUGACUUUAGAUUAACAUACCAGUUUUUCCUUUUAUAGGCGAAAGUAAAAAAAAUCCUGCGCAGAAUGAGAAAAGCGAGGAAAACAGACCUAUUAAUAUUUUAAAUGUUAAAACAGAAUCACAGGGCAAGCGGUAAGUCGACACUUUAAUAAACUAUGAAUAUUCUUACUGCACUUUUCCCAAAAUUCCUUACACAUUUUUAUUUGGAAUUAUAUCCUAACCUACUUUUUUUGAUUACAUUAAAAUAAGCGUACUUUACCCGGUAAAAGCCUUCAAUAAAUCUGAAAUAUAAGAAAGUUUAUCUAAUUAUUAUAAUGUAAGAGAAAAUGAAUAAGUACAUCACUGUUAGAAAGUGCUCUAAAAGAAAAAAUGUGCGGGCACGGGGAAACUAAUGUGUAAUUGUUUAAAAUAAUGUUGUUGACGUUUGAUUACAAUGUAAAAAAUGUAUUUAAUCCCAUAUAACCCCAAGUACCCCAUAGGUUAGAUAUUUUGUAUUUUCUCUUGGAAUUGUAUUAAGAAAAUUGGCUUACAGUUACUGAAAUAGAUGUCAUUGGGAUAGGUAAAGUUUGUGGUUAUGUUUCUAUGUAAGUGUAGGGUAUUAUUGUCGGGUUAUGUUGUGCUGAGGUCCCUUUAAUAAGUAGCAUAAUAAAUAAGUUUAUUAAACAACAAUAACACAAUAUGUUUUGAGUGAAAUUACGCAUUAUAGUCGUCCCCAUAGUUGGAUCGGUCGUUGAUUAUUAUAAAAUAGGUAGAGUUGCAAUACUUGUAAUGUGUGCAAUUUAUCAUUAUUAAGGAUUUGUAUAAAUAAAAAUUAUUCAAACAUUUUUUACAAACAGACAGAAGCAUUUUUACAUUCGAUUUUAAGCAAUAGUGAUAUUAAACUGGCCUCCUAAUUUUUAAUUACAGAAUAGGAAUUUUGACACGGAAUUAAUGUCGAACUCGUCACAGAGAAAAUCAUGUGGAGAUUCGUCACACUUCAUAUACCUACAUCUUAAUCGUGACAAAAAUAUUAUGCGUAGGUAUUCACGGUUAUGACGAAUUUACUUUCAAUGUAUAAAAAUUAUAAUAAAGUGGGACUAAUCGACUUUUUGUCUAAUUCAAAUUGUUCUUAUGUUUCCAAAUCUACAGAUUUUUUAUUUAUAAAACUUAUUAAAGCGACCGAAGCAUUUCUAUAAUUAUACAUAUCAGAUGAUAAUAAAUAUAAUUUAUAGAUUAAUGAAUAUUAUAUUAUUUGAGAUCGUUUGCGGUGUAGCGGACAUUAUCGGAAUACGUGUAUAAGCAAUAAUACGUUCUAUCGAUGCAGUUGUAAGAGUUAUGCCAAUGUAUAUGAAAAGGACUCGGCGAACAAAGCAAGCAUUGACCAACAUACUUCUACAGUUUCCAUACGCACAUUUUCCCAAUAAGUUUUGAACACUAAUUACUUUUACAAAAGGUUUAAAAUCGAUUGCGGAAAUUCGACAUUUUGUGGUAGGUUGAUGUGCUGUUGCCGUUUGCUUGCUUGUUAUCUCUGAUGCGACAUAGACUAUAGUUUUUGGAAACUUUCUACAAAUAUGGGAUAAUUAACCCGGAAUAUUGGGGGAAAAUACCAGGAGGUUUAGAAAAUACAAUACUUUUCACGCAUAAAACAUGGAGGUAUAAUAUAAAAUGUUAUUUAAAAUUGGUGUAAUUAUAGCACUUUAUCAGUGUGCGUGUGUUAUAAUAAUAUUUUAUGAAGCGUUUUCAGCAUAGUUUAAGUGUCAAUUCUUGCUCGGGCGUUUCGAGUCCCUUUUUUAUACAUAUGCGCAUGCUAACUUGAUGUUGUAUAGUGCGCAAAACUUGGUUCAACUAGUGUUGGCGUAGUUUAAGUGUAUAUGAAUAUUUUGAUACAUAUAAGAGAUGUACUUUCGCAUAGCGGUCUACUUUACUGUGUCUUUCUUAUUUGCUGGAUUCUGUUCUUUUUUAAUUAUAUUUAAGCAAUAGAGACCUUUAUUGAAUGAAAUACUGCUACAGCGGUGAUGUCAAUUAGUGAACAAAAAAAUUAGGCCAACUCUAUUUUUGUGAUAUAAUUACUUUUUCAAAACAACACGUACGAAAUUAAUAUGUUUCAAAAUAGAGCUGGCGUAUUUUUAUCCAUCAGUGUUAAAUUACACUGCUUAACUUUGUAUUUUAAAAUAAACAGAAAAAGUUACCUAAGCCUCAAGAAAAAUAUAUUUUAUUAUACCUACAACUGACAUCGUGAACGCUUGUGAAAUUAUAUAUGUUUUAUGUACUUAUUAUAAUGGUAUAUUUAGCAUUAUAAAUGCAAAAAAGAAGUAAAAACUGAAAUUCCUUACCUUUUUCGAUCUACCUCCUCUGGCUUCCAAAAUGUAUAUGUAGCAUAUUUUUGUAUAUUUCUUAUGUACGAUCGCCCGCAAAUUCUUGCCAAUAAAUGACAACGUUCCUCAAUCGUUAUUGAAUCUUAGUGAUAUAAAAGUAAAGUAUAAAAUCCAUUGUGGUCUUUGUCAUUUUGUGGGCAGUUCUGCUGGCAGUUGUACGUUACUCCAACUCAAUAGGUAACGAAAAUGUAGCAGAUAGAGGAAUAAAAUACAGGGUGUAAGGUACAGUUUGAUAAAAACUUUAAUAAAGUGUGGACUUGUAUAAGUUUUUGUCAACUUGUCUCUUACGCCUUGUAUGAUGAUAAUGUUUUUAUUGGAAUAUAUAAAUUAUCUAUUUUAAUGACACUAGUACCCAAGUUUUGCUAGUUAAGAUGCUGUGUGUUAUCGCUUCAAAAAGUCCAGUAGUGGUGGGUUUCUAUGAAUGAGCUAUAAAGAAACAUAGUAUUUUUCCCAUUAAACAAGCAACUACAUAAUAUUAUUAUAUGAUUUAAGAAAUAGUAAAAGGGGAUUGUUGUUAGAUAGAUGGGCUAAUUUAUCGCUCUGUUCAAGACAAUCUCUCAAAUAUAUUUUUGAGUUUUGUUCAAUAAGUUAUCGAUAAAAUCUAUCCAGCUCAUUCACAUUAGCACACCACUACUUGCUCCUUUAUUUAUGUACUAAUACUCAUCAAUUACUAAUUAAUGAACAUAUCGUUUAAUUAAGUUAUGCGUGAAAUGCGUUUUGUGAUCAUUAUUAGUGUAAGUUUGUAUCUUAUUUAAAUGAGGUUAGAGUUGGAUUUAGGUUAAGUUAGUAUAGAGUCCUUUACUGGCUUUCAGCUGUAAAUAGUUAGCUUUGUUUUAGCCCGUUUGUACUUACUUUCUGUGUUUUUUGACGUUUAAUGAUUAGGAAAAGAUUAUCAUUAUCUUCUUUGUAAAACAAAAAAAAGUUGAGAGUACACCCAUAUCUCUAAGCUUAUAUUUUUUGUUUUAAUAUGAUAUUUAGCAAUCAAAACUACUUACUCUCCUUCAAGUGGAUUGGUUGCUGGAGUUUUCUUCUUUAUUUUGAAAGCCAUAAUUUAUGUCUUUUUAUAGUCGGUGAAAAAAAAACAAAUGAAAAAAAGACACCCAAUAGUAUUUUUUUAAAUGAUGCCUACUAAUAAUAUUGUGUAUUUUUUAAUCAAUUAAUUCAGGCAGCAAUAUUUACGUCAAAAAAUACAGAAGACACUAGGGUUUGCUACAUUUGUCCGAAAUGUUUUCUUAUGUAAAAGAUAAUUUUCCUUUGUAUUAAUAUAGGGUGAUCACUUCUAAGGUUUUUGAGAACUUACGCAUAUCCAGUGGCUGCCAGCGACUUUUCCCGUGUUAAUAUUCUAUUUUUAAUCUUUCAAAUCCUCUACUUAUCAAAGGUUUGAAUUAAUUGAAAAAUAUUAUUCAUAUCAAAAUAAAAUUAAGUGAAACAAGCUUGCUAAAACCGUUCAGCAUUAAAUGAAAUGUCUUUCUGACUUUAAACAUUUGUUUUCAAAAAUAAAUAGUCAGGUAUUUUUUUUGUAUUUUCCAAAAGCUGGACAAAAAGCAACCCUACGGUUUCUCACUCUGACUCAAGCUUGUUUUAUGUAUUUUAUAUUAUGUACUUUUCGACAUAUUUAUCAUACGAUAACAUAAUGGCACUCUUACUGUAAAUAACUAAAUGUAAGCCACUUUUCAAAUUUUACAUAUUUUUGCACUAUUGUUUCCAUUUCCAAAUUCUAUCUCUAAUAUAAUGAUAAUAUCGUUUUAAAGACUAUGAUAUUUCAGAUACUUUUUCUACUAGUUGAGAUUAUAUUCUAUUUUCCUAUAUUUUGUAUGAAUCUCUUGUAGUUUCUUUCCUGAAUAGGUUUUUAGCAAUUAUGUACUCAUACACUUGGUGCAUACGUAUUAAAUAAUGUACUAAUAUUAUUAUAUGCCAUACGAUUUGUCUUCCAGAUUGAUCUUAAUACAAUAGCGUAAAGUAUUGUAGCUUAUUAUUAUACAUAAUUAUGGAUAUAACUAAAGGUGGUGAUGUUAUGGUGUUUUGUAGGUUAACGUUUAAUGUUCAGUCAGGUUUGUUAAUAUGUCAACUUAAAAUAUUCACACAAUUAUUUAAAAAUCUAUUUGUCUUACUAUUGAAUCUUGGGUAGAAGCAAGGUAAAAAUAUCGAAAAAUAAUUUAGGAGUGUUUCUUAACGAGAAUAGAGCUACCUACAGUUAACGUUACGGCUUUGGACUUUUUAAAAGCUUGAUGUGAUUUUCAUUUACAAACUUUAUUAAAAUAACAAGGAAAAAAUAAUCAUUAUGUAAUAACAUUAUUUGAUUUCCAAUGGAAAAAUUUGUGAAUUCAUUAAGAAUGAAAUAUUAUUAUGAAAUUAAGUUGACGUAUCAGUGAAUCUGUCAUAAUUAGUAGAUAGUUUCUCUGAAAUAUGUAAUUGAUGUUUGUGUAUUUAAACUAUAUUAUACAAUAACGUCCCAGAUAUAGCCCUGUUACAAAUAUUACUUAUACAAUAACACCAAUCGAUGGGAAAAACAUUAUAAUGAUCACCACCGAGUAGCAUAAGAGACAUAUCUCAGAUUAUUGUAAUUUAGUGCGUUCAUUUAUUGAAUUGUCUUUAUGAAUAAAUGACGUCAAAAUCAA
Ostrinia nubilalis (European corn borer) is the source of this 6525-nucleotide messenger RNA. RefSeq lists its product as uncharacterized. Gene Ontology annotation, cellular component: lysosomal membrane; plasma membrane; late endosome membrane. NCBI's taxonomy places the organism in Eukaryota, Metazoa, Arthropoda, Insecta, Lepidoptera, Crambidae. Gene Ontology annotation, biological process: establishment of protein localization to organelle. The coding region runs from base 183 to 1070 and encodes 295 amino acids. The transcript has 6 exons. The record is from RefSeq and is a predicted model, not a curated record.